This is a messenger RNA of Thermochaetoides thermophila DSM 1495, 1770 nucleotides long. RefSeq lists its product as uncharacterized. The transcript has a single exon. The coding region runs from base 1 to 1770 and encodes 589 amino acids. Gene Ontology annotation, cellular component: fungal-type vacuole lumen. The record is from RefSeq and is a predicted model, not a curated record. Lineage: Eukaryota; Fungi; Ascomycota; Sordariomycetes; Sordariales; Chaetomiaceae. Gene Ontology annotation, molecular function: metallocarboxypeptidase activity.
AUGAAGCCAAAGGCAAGCCUAGUCUUGCCGGUAGGCGCUGGUUUCCCGAAGUUGCCGCCAGUUCCGCACAACGCUAAAGCUACGCGGAGGAAAAGCUUGAUCUUUGCUGCAGUUGUGACAUUUGUCGUCUUACUGGCAUCUUGCCCUGAUAUUGCUCAAUUGCAUAGUUUUCCCUUCAAGCUGGCUCCGAGCCGGCAGAUCGACUUCAAGUCUCGGUGUGCGCAGCCCGAUGCCCUGUUCCCCACCCAAGACGACGUCCUUGACGAUGCCUACGCCCGUAUUUCGACACCUGCCUUCCGAAACGCAAGCAUCCGCCGUCUCUCUGGAGCCGUCCAGGUCAAGACCGAAUCGUUUGAUGAUUUGGGCCCCAUUGGCGAAGACCCAAGAUGGGACGUCUUCUACAACUUCCACGACUAUCUCGAGAAGGCCUUUCCCCUAAUACACCAGCACCUGCUUCUCGAGAAGGUCAACACCUAUGGCCUGCUCUAUACGUGGAAGGGCAGCGAUGACUUGCUGAAGCCGACAUUGCUCAUGGCCCAUCAAGACACUGUCCCUGUUCCCCCCGAAACUGUCGAUGCGUGGACAUACCCUCCGUGGAGUGGUGCCUAUGACGGCACACACAUCUGGGGACGCGGUGCUAGCGAUGACAAAAACCAGCUGAUAGCCGUUAUGGAGACAAUAGAGUUGCUCCUCGAGGCUGGCUUCAAGCCCCGGAGGACGAUUCUUCUUUCGUUUGGAUUUGACGAGGAGUGCUCCGGUACACGCGGGGCGUCGAGCCUGGCCGCGUUCAUCAAGGAGCGCUAUGGUCGAGAAGGAAUUGCUGUUAUCGUCGAUGAGGGCAGCGGCUUCGAGCAAGCAUGGGGAACUCUGUUCGCGAAACCGGGCACUGCCGAGAAGGGCUACACGGAUGUGCACCUCACCGUUCGGACGCCCGGUGGCCAUUCCUCUGUCCCAUCCGAUCAUACUAGCAUUGGCAUUCUCAGCGAGCUCAUCACUAUGAUUGAGGCCGAGCAAUACCCGACUCGCCUUGUUAACGAAAAUCCGUACUACACCCAGCUCCAGUGUGGUGCCGCAUAUUCGCCCGAGUUCCCGCACAAACUCAAGAAGCUCUUGGACCGGCGCUCCUCAACUUCAGCCUGGCACCAGAAACGUUGGAAAGCCGAGCAGGACUUCUUGGCGAUUGAGGCUGCCAAGCAAGGCCCGGUAAUCAAGUAUUUGAUGCAGACUUCGCAGGCUGUUGAUGUUAUCUCGGGCGGUAUCAAGGUUAACGCGCUUCCGGAGCGCGCAACUGCUAUCGUGAACCAUCGUAUCAAUAUUGGUGAGACCACACAGGUUGUCAAGGACCGGCUGACCCACCUCGCUGGUGCUGUGGCCAAGAAGUAUAACCUGACUCUGCAUGCCUUUGAUGGAAAGGAAGAGCCGUCGUCCAUAAUCCUCUCUGGAUCUACAUACGAACUGGAGGUUGCUCCAGUCACGCCGGCCGAUGCAUCUGUCAAGGGGCCUUUUUCCGUGUUAGCUGGCACCGUUCGCGCUCUGUACGGCGAAGACGUUAUUGUCACCCCAGGAAUCAUGACAGGUAACACCGACACUCGGUAUUAUUGGGAUCUGACGAAACACAUCUUCCGCUUUGCCCCUGGAUUCGACCCUGAGGAUGAGCCUGGCCUUGGGACUAUCCACACUGUCAACGAGAAGGUUAGCGUAAGGAAUCAUCUUAAUGCUGUUAGAUGGUUCACACUUUUUAUCAGAAACAUGGAUGAGGCCGAUAUUUAG